Messenger RNA from Drosophila suzukii, 996 nucleotides. RefSeq names its product TweedleB (gene TwdlB). The record is from RefSeq and is a predicted model, not a curated record. Lineage: Eukaryota; Metazoa; Arthropoda; Insecta; Diptera; Drosophilidae.
CAGAGACACAAGCAAAUCAUACUCCAAAAGCAAAAGAACCAGCCAAAAUCAGCUCAAGAUGCGCGCCUUUAUCGUCAUGUGUUUGGUGGCAGUCGCCUGCGCCGAUAAGUUGGGAUACAACUACCAGCCGGUGGGUCACUCCAACUCGGGACUAUCCUUUGCUCCAGGAAGUGGCAGCAUUGGAGGAGGCUCCCUUGGAGGAGGCUCCCUUGGAGGAGGCUCCCUUGGAGGAGGCUCCCUUGGAGGAGGCUCCCUUGGAGGUGGCUCCCUUGGAGGUGGUUCCAUUGGCGGAGGACUCGACUCCGGUCUUGGUGGCUUAAGCGGUCUUGGUGGCCUGGGAGGUGGUGAUGCUCUGAGCGCCCCUGUCUCCUACAACGCCCCCGCUCCCUCUGGCGAACUCGAGAAGGAGUUCUUCUCCUACACCGCCAACGAGCAGGACUUCGAUGAGCCCCAGGAACUGGAGCGUGUGGCUGGAUCCGUGAACAAGGGUCUCCGUGUGGUCUUCAUCAAGGGACCCGAGAACAAGGGACUGGAGGAUGCUGCUCUGGCUCUGGCCAAGCAGGCUGCCCAGCAGGAGACCGCCAUCUAUGUCCUGAACAAGCAGGCCGACAUCGGAGAUCUUGCCCAGAAGCUGAACGCCAUCAAGAGCAACUCGAACAACAAGCCCGAGGUGCACUUCGUCAAGUACAGGACUCCUGAGGAUGCUGCCAACGCCCAGCGCGCCAUCCAGGGUCAGUACGACCAGCUGGGAGGAUCCUCUCAGGCUCAUGAUGGUGGCGUGGCCCCCGCCCUGAACUUCGCCUCCGCCGGUCCCGUCCAGAAGGCCCAGGCCCAGAUCCCCGAGAACUCCUACCUGCCCACCUCGUCUUCCGUCGCCUGCGCAUCUAGAAAGCCCCCUUAGACUUUUAAUAUUAAGCUACAAAUAUGGACUGAAGAACUCAUCUUCCUGUUACACGUUGUUGACUAAUGCAUAAUUACACCAAUAAAUUUGAAAUU